Saccostrea cuccullata (small rock oyster) is the source of this 801-nucleotide messenger RNA. RefSeq lists its product as uncharacterized. NCBI's taxonomy places the organism in Eukaryota, Metazoa, Mollusca, Bivalvia, Ostreida, Ostreidae. The record is from RefSeq and is a predicted model, not a curated record. Bases 57 to 551 code for a protein of 164 amino acids. The transcript is spliced from 6 exons.
UGAACUUGAUAGGUACUCUACCUCACCGAGUAAAUUCUACAAGGUGGCUACCUCACAUGAGAAGGGCUCUGAACACAUUAUUCACUACUUACCCGGCUUUUUCUCGCCACCUGCAGGAUGCAUCACACACGAAUGCAAAGGCGAAUGGGCUUGCACGCUUGCUUGAAUCAUCCUCAAUUAUGACAUAUGCAGGCUUGUUAUUGGAGAUCAUUAGUCCACUUGUCAGACUUUCACUCACACUGCAAAGACAAGACAUUACCAUUGGAGAUGCAAGAGUUGCCAUUUUGGCCACAGUGGAUUAUCUUAAACAGUAUGAUCCAAACAACAGUGAAAAACUACAAGGCAUUAUUCAAGAGCAGUCCUGGGCAGGUUAUGAAUUGAAAGGUGGCUCAUCUGAUGUGAAACAAAGGAGUUGUAGUACAGUUGAGAAGAUAAUAGAGAAAAUCAGUGAAAGAUACCAAGACCUCAGUGGGGAGCUUUUGGAUGCCACCACUAUUGGGUCUUUGAAGAACUGGCCAAUUGAAAACCAAGAAACCCUUUUUGUUCAAUAAAUGAUGCUGGACCAAAUGAAUUUGGAUCAGAUCAUGUGAAAACUCUGGUGAACAGGUUCAGCAAUACACUGGAGAAUGCCUAAAUAAAUGUCUCUGAGAUUAUGGAAGAGUGGCAAAUGUUGAGAUGUCUUGUUUACAGAAGAUUUGGUGGGCAAUUUAAGGUUACCUCUUGGCAAGAUAUCCAUGCUGCUUUUGGUGAAAGUGGUGUGCCAAACAUCCUUGCUCUGAUAGAUCUGAUACACAGUCUUCC